UUCAAUAGCAAUGUUUAAAGAAUGGGAACUGAAAUCGAUCUCGCUACAUGUGUGCUGCAGUCACAAACUGUGCACCAUAAAUGUUGAAGUCCAAUCGAUCGACCGUUUUCAAGGGAUGUGCACACGAAUUUGUAGCUUAAGCUAAAAACGGGUCGGGUGUACCAUUGACGUACCUCAAAACAACAAUUUGUCGUCAAACCCAACGACCCUGUAUGUGUACUUGUUGCUGGAACGCGCAUUUUCAGAGUAAGGAACAGUUCGAACCAGCCAAACACGUAUACCGACCGUAGCCUAGUGAUUCAGACGCUGCAUAAUUAGUGACUAAGAUGGCGGACAGCACCAGCUACGUGUUGGUAACGGGAGGAGCGGGUUACAUCGGUAGCCACACCGUGCUGGAGUUGCUGAAGGAGGGCUACAACAUCCUCGUCGUUGACAACAUGUCCAAUUCUACAAAAGGUACGAAAGACCUCCCCGAAAGCCUCCACAGAGUUCUACAGCUUGUUGGCGGGAAUAAGAAAAUCUUAUUCUACGAAUUGGACCUGCUUGAUGAGGAGGCACUGAGGAACAUCUUCAAGAAGCACAAGAUCCAAUAUGUGAUUCACUGUGCGGCCAAGAAGGCUGUUGGGGAAUCUAUGGAACAGCCACUGUUGUACUACAGGAUCAACAUCAUGGGCACACUCAAUCUGCUGCAUGUCAUGGAGGAGUUCAAGGUGAACAACUUCAUCUUCUCAAGUUCCACCACCGUCUACGGCGCCCCAGAGAAGCUUCCCAUGGAGGAGACUCAGCCAGUUGGCAGAAGUAUCGCUAAUCCCUACGGUCGAACCAAAUACACCGUGGAGAUGAUCCUGAAGGACAUAUUCGCAUCCACCGAGCAUCUCAAGCGUGAUUAUCCAAGGACUUGGCCGUUCGACAAGAACCAGAUAAUUGACUGGAACAUGGUCAUCCUUCGCUACUUCAACCCCAUCGGUGCUCACGAGUCGGGCCAGAUUGGUGAGAAUCCCUUGGGCCCGCCCAACUGUCUGGUGCCUUACGCCACGCAGGUCGCGAUUGGGAAGAGAGACGAACUGAAGGUGUUCGGAGAUGACUACGAAACUCAUGAUGGCACAGGAGUACGCGAUUACAUCCAUGUGGUAGACCUAGCCGUUGGCCAUGUGGCCGCUCUCAAGAAACUAGACGAGAAGUGCGGCUUCAAGGUCUACAACCUUGGCACCGGGAAUGGCUACUCGGUGCUGGAUGUCAUUAAAUCACUGGAGAAGGCGUGUGGGAAGAAGUUAAAGUACAGCAUCGUUGGUCGUCGAAGUGGUGAUAUAGCGGCUGCUUAUUGCGAUCCAGGUUUGGCCGAGAGGGAGUUAGGAUGGAAAGCAGUCAGAGACUUGGACAAAAUGUGUGAGGACCACUGGCGUUGGCAAGCCCAGAAUCCCAACGGGUACGAGGUUUAACCCGAGAAAUAGCGAGAAGUAGCGAGAGUUCAAAUACUUCUUGAUGCUGCAGUAGUCUUUCUUUCCGCCAGAAUGUGGCGAAUAUUCCGGGAUGGCAUCACGGAAGAUAGCUAGAUCUAGUUAGAAUUGUUUAAAUUGAAGUUAACAAUAAAACAUAUUUCAAACAGUUGGAAUGUAAUGAACAAUUUAAUUGUGAAAAAAAAAUAAAAUAGGUUAAACGUCAGACUACACUUAAAAACCCCCAGCAAACUAACAUAAUGUGUAUAGGGCAAUUGAAAGGUUGAACAAAGAUGUUGAAUAGAGCGGGGUUUGAACCUGCGGCCUCUGAAUUACCGUUCCGGUGCUCUUAACUGAGCUAUCUAGCCCUAUGUUGGCGGUUCCCAAAUCGUUCAACUCUUCAAUAAUUAUAAUUUGUGAUUCAUUUGAGUAUAUAGAACAUCUUAAAAGAAACAAUGGGUUUGAAUUUUUUUGUUAAUGGUAUAGGCAUUUAUUUAUAGGCAAUAAUUUGGAAGGAAUUAAACUUUUUUUGGAAAGGCCCGUACCCGUUCAAAAAAAAGUUUAAAAAAUUGUAAGUUGUAUAUUUCUUGCCGUUACUUGCACAUGUGGUUAGUUUUCACCAUUUUGUGAAAUGCAACAAGAGAGUGACAGUCCGUUCAAGCCUAAUACUUUCACGCAAUCGUUAGAAUUCAAUUCUAUUUUUAUAGAUGGAAUGUUAUUGUUCAUGAAUCGAAGUGUGUCAUUUACAUAAUGUUUUAAUUCAUCUCAGUUUUUGGAUUUAAACGCUUAUUCAAUAAACCACAAAUGAUAUUGAA
Patiria miniata (bat star) is the source of this 2251-nucleotide messenger RNA. RefSeq names its product UDP-glucose 4-epimerase-like. Gene Ontology annotation, biological process: beta-D-galactose catabolic process via UDP-galactose, Leloir pathway. Bases 327 to 1439 code for a protein of 370 amino acids. Gene Ontology annotation, cellular component: cytosol. Gene Ontology annotation, molecular function: UDP-glucose 4-epimerase activity. The transcript is spliced from 9 exons. NCBI's taxonomy places the organism in Eukaryota, Metazoa, Echinodermata, Asteroidea, Valvatida, Asterinidae. The record is from RefSeq and is a predicted model, not a curated record.